AUGAAGAAACAAUCUGAUCUUCGAAAUAUGUUCAAAAGGAUGAAAUCUCAUGAUAGUUCAAGUUCUUCGGCUCCAAAUGAUAAUACGUCUCCUUCAAAUGCUAAUGCGUCUCUGGCUCCUCCCAAUGUUACUAUGACUCCUUCAAAUGUUAGUGUGUCUCCGACUCUUUCAAAUGUUACCGUGACUCCUUCAAAUGCUAGUGUAUCUCCGACUCGAAGUGUCCCAUUAGAGGAAAAAGAAUUGAUUUACGAUGUUGAAAAACUUAAUCAUGAUCCUGCAAAAAGAGAUAGUAUAAUGACAUAUCCUCCAAAUGAGCGAGAUGCAGUUAGGAGAGCAUACAUUCUUAAAAAGCCUUGUCAACCAAGAUCUCACAACUUUCCUAGAAAAAAAAUUGGAGGACGUCGAUUUAUGCCUUAUUGGUUCGAUACAUGGGAUUGGCUUGAAUAUAGCACAACAGAAGAUGUUGCAUUUUGUUUUGUUUGCUACUUGUUUAAGAAUGAAGUUGGACUUACUGCGGGGGGAGAUGCAUUUGUGAACAAAGGAUUUAAGUCAUGGAAUAAGCCGGACAGAUUUACGAAGCAUAUUGGUGGAAUAAAAAGUGCUCACAAUCUUGCUUAUGAGAAAUAUGUGAACUUAAGAGAUGGCAAAAAAAAUUCUAUUCUUGUUUCUCUUGAUAAUGCCACCGAGGUGACCAUAAAAGAAUAUGACAUUCGCUUGAAGGCUUCAAUUUCAUGUUUGCGUUAUCUACUGCGGCAAGGUUUGGGCUUUCGUGGACAUAGAGAAAAUAGUGAAUCCCUUAACAGAGGAAAUUUUCUUGAACUUUUGAAAUGGUUAAGGACACAUAAUGAAGUUGUUUCAAAAGUGACUUUGGAAAAUGCUCCUGGAAAUUGUCAAUUGAUAUCUCCAACUAUUCAAAAGGAUAUUAUCAAUUGUUGUGCUAAAGAAACAACUAAGCGAAUUGUGGACGAACUUGGUGUUGACUAUUUUGCUAUAUUAGCUGACGAAUCAAGUGAUGUGUCCCAAAAGGAACAAUUAUCUCUUUGCCUACGCUACGUUCAAAGAAAAACGGGACAGGUAGUUGAAAGAUUCAUUGGUCUUGCUCAUGUUGGUGAUACCACUGCUUUAUCUCUUAGAAGUGCAAUCAUAUCAUUGUUUAUUGAACAUUCAUUGAGUCCAUCUAAGAUUUGA
Molecule: messenger RNA, 1188 nt
Organism: Salvia hispanica
Lineage: Eukaryota; Viridiplantae; Streptophyta; Magnoliopsida; Lamiales; Lamiaceae
Source: RefSeq, a predicted model, not a curated record